Molecule: messenger RNA, 2796 nt
Organism: Entamoeba invadens IP1
Lineage: Eukaryota; Evosea; Mastigamoebida; Endamoebidae
Product: valyl-tRNA synthetase, putative
Exons: 1
Biological process (GO): valyl-tRNA aminoacylation
Cellular component (GO): cytosol
Molecular function (GO): aminoacyl-tRNA deacylase activity; ATP binding; valine-tRNA ligase activity
Source: RefSeq, a predicted model, not a curated record
GAGUCUGGGAAGAAAUUUGUGAUAGUGAUUCCUCCUCCUAACGUCACUGGGAAACUUCAUAUAGGCCAUGCGUUGACAAAUAGUAUUCAAGAUACAAUUGUUCGAUAUCAUAGAAUGCUUGGAGAUACUACUUUAUGGGUUCCGGGUGUUGACCACGCCGGGAUAGCUACUCAAGUAGUAGUUGAGAAGAAAUUAAUGAAGGAGCAAGGGAUCACCAGACAUGACAUUGGCCGCGAGAAGUUCCUUGAAGAAGUAUGGAAGUGGAAAGAUGAAUAUGGGAAAGGGAUAUGUGAACAACUGAAGCGACUUGGGAGUUCUCUUGAUUGGUCUCGUGAAGUCUUUACAAUGGAUGAGACGCGCAGUCAAGCUGUUAAAGAGGCGUUUUGUCGGUUCUAUGAGAAAGGGUUGUUAUAUAGAGAGCAGCGAUUAGUGAAUUGGUGUUGUACCUUAAAGACUGCGAUCAGUGAUAUUGAAGUUGAUUACAUAGAUAUUGAGAAGCCGACUCCGAUUAAUGUCCCUGGGUAUUCGAAGCCAAUAGUCUUUGGUAAUUUGACAGAGUUUUGUUAUCCAUUAAUUAACCCUGAGACUGGUAAAGAAGAUGGGAUGAUGCAUAUAGCUACGACUCGUAUUGAAACGAUGUUAGCUGAUGCGUGUGUGUGUAUUCAUUCGCAAGAUGAGAGAUAUAAGAAGUAUCAUGGGUGGAGUGUGAAGCACCCAUUCAAUGGGAAGUUGUUACCAAUCAUCGAAGACGAUGAAUUGGUAGAUAUGAACUUUGGGACGGGAUGUGUGAAAGUGACACCAGCGCAUGAUCCGAAUGAUUAUAAUGUUGCGUUGAGACAUCACUUACCAAUAGUGAACAUGUUGAAUGACGAUGGCACAUUAAAUAACAUUUGCGGGGAAUUUGCGGGGAUGAAACGAUUUGAUGCGCGUGAGGCGAUCAUCAAGAAAUUGAAAGAGAUGAAUCUCUAUGUUGGAGUGAAGCCAUCAGCUAUGCGCGUUCCUUUAUGUAGUCGAAGUAAAGAUGUUAUUGAGCCACGCGUGAAACCGCAGUGGUGGGUCAAUUGUAAGAAUAUGGCCGAACGUGCUGUGAAAGCUGUUCGUGAGAAUGAAUUAGAGAUGUAUCCUGCUGAGAUGAAGAAUGUGUGGUACCGAUGGUUAGAGAACAUUCAUGAUUGGUGUAUUUCACGACAAUUAUGGUGGGGACAUCGUAUUCCUGCGUAUUUAGUGAAUGUCAAGGACACGCCUGAAGUUGAUGAAAUGGAUAUGAAGAAUUGGGUAGUAGCAAGAAGUGAAGAAGAAGCGCGUCAGUUAGGAGCAAAGGCACGGAACGUCGAUAUCUCAUUAAUUGAGUUAAAACAAGAUCCGGAUGUCUUAGACACAUGGUUCUCAUCAGGAUUAUUCCCAUUCAGUGUUAUGGGAUGGCCUGAGAAGACUUUAGACGUCGAGAAGUAUUUCCCUGGGGAGUUAUUAGAGACGGGACAUGACAUUAUAUUCUUCUGGGUAGCUCGAAUGGUGAUGAUGUCAUUAGAACUAACUGAUAAGAUCCCAUUCAAGCAAGUCUUAUUCCACUCGAUCAUUCGAGACGCACAAGGAAGAAAGAUGUCGAAGUCAUUAGGGAAUGUUAUUGAUCCCAUCGAUGUCAUUGAAGGGAUCUCUUUGGAGGGAUUAAACGAGAAAUUGAAGAUCUACAAUUUGUCGGAGAAGGAAAUUGCAAUUGCGACUAAAGGACAACAAAUGAACUUCCCCCACGGGAUCGAAGAGUGCGGGACGGACGCGAUGAGGUUUGCGUUGUUGGCUUAUAUGACGCAAGGCAGAGAUAUUAACUUGGACAUCAACCGAGUAGUUGGGUAUCGAAACUUCUGUAAUAAGUUGUGGAACGCGUUUAAGUUUGCGUCAAUGAACUUCUCUGAAGACUUUACGCCAUCAAAGAAAGUCGAGUUACAUGCGAAUUGCAGUGAAAUUGAUCGUUGGAUUUUCCAUCGUAUGAAUGUGAUGGUUGAGACUUUAAGAAAGCAAAUUGAAAGUUACGAAUUUGGGAAUGCGACACAAACACUUUACUCAUUCUGGUUGUACGACUUCUGCGACGUCUUCUUGGAAGCGUCAAAGCCGACAUUUAGAGGAAAAGAAAAUGAGAAGAGAAAAGCAGCUGAACUGACGUUGUAUGACGUCAUGGAAGUCGGGUUGAGAGCACUUCAUCCCUUCAUGCCUUUUGUUACUGAAGAACUUUGGCAACGGAUGAAGAGAAGAUCGACGGACGUUGAUUCAAUUAUGAUGAGUCAGUACCCCGAAUUUAACACGGAAUUUGUCAAUGAGAAAGUCGAAGAAGAAGUCAAGUACGUCUACACUAUAGUCAAGGCAAUUCGUUCAUUGAACUCUACUUACCAACAAGCUAUCAUUCAAUCAAAACAAAAGCCAGAAUGCACCGUCGUCUCAAAUGAAGAAUACUUGAAUCAAUUCGCAGAGAUGAUCGAAAGUCUCGCAAGCACCGGGAAAGUCUACAUCCAAAAGGAAGAUAACUUAAAGGGAAUGCCAAUGGUUGUCGUCGACUCAAACACUAAAAUCUACUCCCAUUUGAUCGGAAUUAUCGACCCAAUUCUUGAGGUCAAAAGACUCGGCGAGAAGGCGGAAAGCUUGAAGAAAAAUUUGGAGGAAGUCGAGGCAAAGACAAAGGACGUCCACUUCGACAAAACACCAGAGGAAGUCAAAAAGUCACUGUUUGAAAAAAUCGAGAAGAUCAAGGAGGAAAUCAAGAGCACAGAAAGCGCUGAGAAGGCUUGCAAAGAAAUGACAAACUGA